UGUAUCAUAACAUCAUUAUCAUAUUGCUAUAUGUAUCAUGUUUAUCAUCAGUUGACUUUAGAAACAGUUAAACAUGGAUUUCUUUGGGAUCGCAACAAUUCCAGGAUGGCUUGUCACGAUCCUAUUAUUCUUCAUGACAAUGUGUUUGUACUCUUUAUACUGCCAAACAUUUUUCUGGAGACUUGGUAUUCCUGGGCCUAGGCCAACUUUAUUCUUGGGCAAUUUUAUGCAAUAUAUGAAAAAGGGUGUGUUACAAGCAGACAUUGAAAAUGUGCAGAAACACGGAAAGUUUUUUGGGCAGUAUUUUGCAAAUUUGUCUGCAUUAAUGGUCUCUGAUGUUGAUAUCAUAAAACAAAUUUGUAUUAAAGAUUUCUCAAAAUUUCCAAACAGGCUGGCUAAAGGUAAUAACAAUGAUCCCUACCUAAAGGAUGCCGUGUCAAUUGCACGUGACGAACACUGGAAGUUUUUGAGAUCAUCAAUUUCUCCUACCUUUUCUUCCGGAAAAAUGAGACAGAUGGUGCCAUUGCUUCAGAAAUGUGUUAAUGACAUGGUUGAAAAAAUGAAGAAAGAUACAGAAAACGGAGAAGUAGUCGAUGUGUGCAAGUACUGUGGUUCGUUUUCAAUGGAUGUAAUAGCCAGUACAGCUUUCGGUAUGGAUGUAGACGCCCAAAACGAUCCAGAUAAUGCAUUUAUCAAGAAUGCGAAAAAAGCCUUUUCAUCUGGGUUCAAAAAUCCAAUGGUACUGCUUAUCAUAUUUUUCCCGUUUACAAGAAGAUUGCUUCCAUACUUAAAAUUAUCAACAUUGAGCAAAGAAAUGGCGAGUUUUUUUAACUCUGCUGUCAACACUGUUAUCGAAGAAAGAAAGUCGGAAAGCACGAAAAGACAAGACUUAUUAGGACUAAUGUUAAACGCACAUACAGACAAAGAAAAAAGUGAGGAAAAUAUAGAAUUGUCAUCUACAACUCUGAAGGAUUUCAAGAAAAGACCCCUUACAAACAACGAAAUAUUAGCAAAUAGCCUUAUAUUCUUUUUGGCUGGAUAUGAGACUACUGCGAAUGUUCUAUCCUUUGUCCUGUAUUGCUUAGCUCUAUACCCAGAUUAUGCUGACAAGGUUCGAUAUGAAGUUACUGAUAACAUUGGAAAGGAAAAACCAACAUAUGACAACGUCUCAAAGCUUCAGUAUUUAGAUAUGUUUGUGAGUGAGGUCCUUCGACUUUAUGGUUCGGCUGCAAGGUUUAAUCGAAUAACAGAAGAAGAUGUAGAAAUUGGUGGAUAUAAAAUACCCAAGGGAACUGAUAUACAAUUUCCAGUUUGUGCCAUUCACAGAGAUCCCGAGUUAUGGCCUGAACCAGAGGUUUUUGAUCCAGAAAGGUUCACACCCGAAAACAAGGAGAAACGUCACCCAUAUGCGUGGUUACCAUUUGGUGUUGGUCCUCGUAAUUGUGUUGGUAUGAGACUAGCACUUACAGAAAUUAAAAUGGCUGCUGUUACCAUAGUACAAAAUUUUACCGUUGUAAGAUGUGAUGAAACUGAGGUCCCAAUCACAUUUCACAAAGGUGGAUUUAUCAAAGCACAGAAUGGUAUUAAACUGAAAUUGGAGAAGAGAUAGAUUGGUAUUUGUAAAUGGUAACAGUGUGUUGAAGAAGAGUUAGACUGACAUUUGUAGAUGGUUAUAGUGUUAUAUAUAUAUAUCUAAUGUCUCAAUUAUACCGUAGAACUUUUACAUACUUUUAUCGUAUCGCUUGUGAUAACUGAAGUCUUUAAAAUCAAUAAAGCCAACUUACAAAUUGUAGUAUUUAUGUAGUAAGUAUUAAGAAGUAAUGCUCCAAAUAACAAUGAUAUACAAAAACAGAAUCCCUUUUAACCAGUAAAAACAGUUAAAACAGUUUAAGAACAAAAAAAGUUAACGCAAAUCGCUUAUGGUAUGUUUAAAACUACAUCUGAUAGGUUGAUAUAACCACGCAAAUUGAGAUGGUUCAAUUCUCCAUCGGGCUGCUUUAAGAUGUUAUCAUUCUUUUUUUUUUUUGCUUUAGAAAGAAUUCAAUUCUAACAUUGUUUUGUAUAAUUUAUGAAUUUUAGUCUUCAGAUAAUCUCAUGCUUUAAGAAUAAGAGUAACAAUAGUUCUUCACAAUAUAAGAUGAUGUGAAGGUUACACCGUAUACGUAAGGACGAGAUAAACAAAAGUUAUAAUAGUGUAUACAAGGGAACUCAAAACUCAUCAUAGAACAGCAUAUUAUAUUGUUAUCAAACCACGAAUCGUUGUCCCCGUUUUACAAGGGAAAAAUAUUGGAAUUUGAAAUAGAUGGGGGGAUCUUAAUUAAAAUUGAUAGAAUUUUUUGAUGAUUUGUUAUAAUGUUGUUCAUAUCAUGCUUUUUUCAAAAACACAAUUUAAAAUAUGGGUCACUGAGAUUUUUUUUUGAGCUACAGGUUGUGUAAACUGUCAGAUUUUGUAUAAAUUAUAAAUGCAAAACACAAUUUUAUAAACGGAAAAUUUUAGAAUAAAAUAUGAUGAGAAGAUAACUCUUAUAAUUUGCUUUCAUUAGAUAAAAGAAAAAAAAGAAACUAAUUGCUCUUAUUAUGCCAUCUCCUUUGAAAAUUUAAACGAAUUUAAAUAUAGAAUCCUUAAAAUUCUGGCAUCUUGGUAAGGUAUAUUUAUACAAUAUGCUUUAAAUAUAUGGCUCGUUCAGGGAAAGUCUGCUUCAAUCUCAUUGGCCGUUAUGUGACUUAAUAUCGCGGUCAAUGGUAUAUACAUGAUGUAAAAACUACUUAAACAAGAGGCAACAUUUGCUUACCGAUGUUCAAAAUUCGUAUCUAUUUUGAAUGCAAAAAAGAAAAAAAAAAUUGUAAAAAAAGGAAUUGUAUGAAUUCUAUACAGAGCAUGCAUAAAUCACCCGCCACGCGAAUCCACCCAUCAAGUAAUAAACUGUUAUCAUAGA
This is a messenger RNA of Mytilus californianus (California mussel), 2936 nucleotides long. RefSeq names its product cytochrome P450 3A24-like. Bases 74 to 1609 code for a protein of 511 amino acids. NCBI's taxonomy places the organism in Eukaryota, Metazoa, Mollusca, Bivalvia, Mytilida, Mytilidae. The record is from RefSeq and is a predicted model, not a curated record. Gene Ontology annotation, molecular function: oxidoreductase activity, acting on paired donors, with incorporation or reduction of molecular oxygen; steroid hydroxylase activity; heme binding. The transcript is spliced from 14 exons.